UCCCUCAGCCAACAGAUGUUGGUUUCUCCAGAGGGAGAAGCUGGGAGUCAUCAGCUGAGAGAGACGCUCACAGUGAGCUGGACAAACGGCAUCAUGUGGGCCUUCUUCCCGCUGCUGCUGCUCGCCCUGCUGCGGCCCUGCGCCGCCGGAGUCAACCUCACCCAGUUGUGUGACCGAUCAACCGAAGGCACCAUCUACAAAUACCAGGCCAGGACUCUAAACGGGAGCCUUGUGAGCUUCGGUGACUUCGCCGGCAAGACCAUCCUCUUCGUCAACGUUGCUACAUACUGAGGCCUGACCUUUCAGUAUGUAGAACUGAAUGCACUGCACGAUGAGCUGAAGCCCCUCGGCUUCACUAUUCUAGGCUUUCCCUGCAACCAGUUUGGCAUGCAGGAGCCGGGGCAGAGACGUGAAAUCCUGCUGGGUUUAGAGCACGUCAGACCAGGCAACGGAUUUGUUCCCAACUUCCAGCUGUUUGAGAAGGGUGACGUAAACGGAAAAUCUGAACAACAGGUUUUCACAUUCCUCAAAAGCUCCUGCCCUCCUGUCGGGGACGACUUUGGCGCUCCUAAUGGCAGAUUGUUCUGGGAGCCCAUUCGAACCGGCGACAUUAAGUGGAAUUUCGAGAAGUUUUUGGUGGGACCUGACGGAAAGGCGGUGAUGAGAUGGCAUCCCCACGUCAACGUGUCUACAGUCCGAACCGACAUCCGCAAUUACCUUCUUCAGCUCAUCACGCGAGAAAUCCUGAAUUAAGUGCGAUGUGUUUUUAAUCUUUCCUUUUAGAAUGAUUUUAGCCAGUCAGACCACUGUAGAGAUCAGACAGCAGAUACGUUGGUAAUGUGACAGUUUCUAAUACAUGAAGAUGACAUGUUGAAUGAAGAGGAGGCUUGAAAACAGUAAGACUGUAAGGCCUCCUUGGAGUCUGGGGGGUGCAGGAAAGCUUUUCAGUGCAUUCAAGCUGCCCUGUAAUCCCACAGCACCAUGACAUCUUCUCACCCCAGGAUCUGUCUGCCAUUACAGCAACAUCUGUCUGUUUUAAGCUUCAAUAAAUCAUUAAAAGCAA
Cyprinodon tularosa is the source of this 1063-nucleotide messenger RNA. It is a transcript of the gene gpx3, whose product is annotated as glutathione peroxidase 3. The transcript has 5 exons. Gene Ontology annotation, biological process: response to oxidative stress. NCBI's taxonomy places the organism in Eukaryota, Metazoa, Chordata, Actinopteri, Cyprinodontiformes, Cyprinodontidae. Gene Ontology annotation, molecular function: glutathione peroxidase activity. The record is from RefSeq and is a predicted model, not a curated record.